AUGAUGAAGAUGAUGAUGAUGAUGGUGGCGUCCCUGUCGGACUUGUCAAACCGUCUCUGUUGUCCUCACAUGGGACCUGUCUCAGGACACCUGUGUCUCCACACAGCUCUGGGACCUGGAGCAGGUUCUGCCCCCUGAACCCAGCAGCUUCUUGUCCUCUGGAGACACAGAACCAGCUGGACCUGAAGACCCAUCAGCCCAUCAGAAGGUCCUCGUCCUUCACCAAGCUGUCCACAGGAAGUGAGAAGACGUCCAGCUGGACCCCCAUCAGUCCUUACAACACUGGGACUCAAGGCUCCCUGGACCGAGGUCUACUGAACCGCUACAGGAAGAAGAACCAGACGUCCAACCGGGACCUUUAUCUACCGUUGUCCUCCUCCAGGACCUGCAGUUUUCUGCAGACCUCACCAGGAUCCAGUCCUGGUUUUCACUACAGCCACAGCUCCAGGUCCUCAGCUCAGUCUUCACCAGCCAAGCAGAGUAGUUUGGACCUGAACCACAGCCCAGAACCUUCUCUGAUGGGGAGACAGGUCUGUGGACUGGGUCUGGACUCUUCUCUGGGACUGAACUUUGACAGGGAGUCCCCGAUCCAAGCAGCUGUUCGGACCCAGAUGUGGCUGACUGAGCAGAUGGAGCACCGGUCCAACCUGGAGCCUGGACCCGGUGAGACCUCCAGAACAGAGGGAUGUGGUCUAGAUGGGUUCUCAUCCUGGUCUCAGGAACCAGGACUCCAGCAGGAGACAACAGCAGCCAUGAUGAAGAUGAUGGGGUCUGCUCUUCCUCCUGAUGUUCUGCUGAAGGUGAAAGAAGGUCUGCUGAGGCAGAGAGAACAGGAGAUCAACAGACAGAAGSUGCAGAUGCUGCAGCUCCACGCUCGGAUCAGAGAGAAUGAGCUCAAAACUCAGCAGGUUCUGCAGAACCACAGAGGCCUGUUUGACCAGCCUCUAAUCCUCAACGUUCAGGAGCCAGCAGGAAGACCGAGCUGUGAUGAAGAACUGGGGAGGAAGUUAGCCGUGGCUGAGCAGGAAGUUCUUUAUCUGAACAAGUUCUUCAAACAGAUCACCCAGAGGUACACAGAGGACAUGAAGAAACUGGAGGAAAAGAUAAAGACCAGGGAUCGGUACAUCAGCAGUCUGAAGAAGAAGUGUCAGAGAGAUACUGAGGAGAACCAAGAGAAGCAGCAGAGGAUAGAGACUCUGGAGACAUAUCUGUGUGAUCUACCAUCACUGGAUGAGGUACAGCUUCAGUCCAAACAGCAGGAGGAGUUCCAGCAGAAAGCCGAGGAUUUGAAGAGAACUGUGUCCCAGUUGGAGAAAAGCAUCGAGGAAGGAUGUUCUCUGCUUCAGGAGAAAGACACCAUGCUCCAGCUGCAGGCCAGCAGAGAGCAGGAGCUGCAGGAGUCUGUACGCAACGUUCGGUGCCCCAGCAGACGAGGGCGGAGCCUCAGAGGACGCCGGCGAAGAGGAGCUGAGCUUCAAGCUGCUCCAGGUCAGCCGUCUGAGAGGAGACAUCAACGAGCUGACCAGAACCAUCUCAGACCGCUACCUUCACAACCUGGGGGACAACUGGGUCACACAGAACAUCCAGAACCACACAGCUCCUGGACCUCAAAGCCAGAAUCACAGCAAGUGAACAUCAAACCCAACAGUGCAGUCAGGCUCUGGUUCUGGUUCUGGUUCUGUCCCACCAUGCAUCAGAUGUAUUUUCACACAUUAAAUAAACUCUGGUGUGUUGGUGUCAGUCUCUUGGUUCGGCUCGUUCAGUUCUGUUGGACUCAGAACCUUGUGUGACAUUAGUUCAUGAAUCAUAACUUUAAUGAAUCAUGAUUCAAUAAAAUGAGUCAUAAUUUUAAA
This is a messenger RNA of Austrofundulus limnaeus, 1853 nucleotides long. RefSeq names its product centrosomal protein 85L (gene cep85l). Lineage: Eukaryota; Metazoa; Chordata; Actinopteri; Cyprinodontiformes; Rivulidae. The record is from RefSeq and is a predicted model, not a curated record. Gene Ontology annotation, cellular component: centrosome.